Rhizophagus irregularis DAOM 181602=DAOM 197198 is the source of this 478-nucleotide messenger RNA. Lineage: Eukaryota; Fungi; Glomeromycota; Glomeromycetes; Glomerales; Glomeraceae. The record is from RefSeq and is a predicted model, not a curated record.
UUUCAGCCGGGGCCCCCGGUCAAAAAACACAUCUUUUUUAUUUUGAAUGCUUAUAUACAGUGUAUUAGUUAAUACAUAUAGAUCAUGUCAUCCGAGCUUGAAGUAUUGAAACAGCGUAUCACUGAACUUGAAGCUGAAAAUGCAGAGCUUAGGAAGGAGAAUACUGAGAUCCGCGAUCUUAGAAUCAAGCUCUCGGUGUCUGAUGCUGAAAUAGCUGAACUUAAGCGUAGGAAUAACGAGUUUCUAAGAGCGAAUGCGGAAUAUAAUGAGAGGCGUGAUACUGAAAAUGCCAAACUCAAGGCCGAGAACGUUGAGUUUAGAGAUAGACUCACAAAAGUGGAACAGAAUCAGACUCUACAAAACGCCUGAAGAACCGAUACCAGAGGAGUUAACAGAGGUAAUCGUAUCAACUGUUAAUAUAUCUGUUAUGGACCAAUGUGAUCAGAAAUCCUUGGAAGAUAAGGAGACGGAUGCUUUC